UUCCCGCUCCCAGCUUCGCGGACCACGGUUACGUUGAGCGCUUAUCGUCAUACACCAUUUACAUUUCACCUUGUCGUCGUCGUCGUCGUCGUCGAUAAUCGACGCAAGAUGGCAACCAUGGAAGACGGGCUGUUUGCUCGCCAUAUCCAGAAUUUCAGCGAGGCCACCAGCACAGAGAAGCAUUGGGGUUACGUCGACCGAGCCGUACCGUGUACUAACGAUGCCGGAUCCUGUGCCUACUUGGACCAGGUCUACGGAGCACAUGACUUGACCAUGCUUUAUACUGGAAUAUUUUGGGCCAUAGUCGCUGGGAUCUUACUUAUAUGGACUGUCGUAAGACGAGUUUUUCCAACCCCUCGUGCCGAUGAGGUAGCUACAGGCACUGCCGAUACCGAGACUCUAGUCAAGAAGAUUAGCCAACGCUCACGAUUGAGAAGGACAGCCGCUUCGUUAAUCCGCGGAUACUUAUUACCAGACUCAACUCGAUUCGUCUUUGGUCGAACAACAAGGCUACAAGUUCUCAUCCUGGUGAUCCUAGCAAGCUACCUAUUAAUAUUCAGCUUUGUUGGAAUCGUAUACCAAACUUGGAUCACGCCGGUAAAGAAGAUGCCCGGUGUGUACAACACUAGGACGAGUCUUGGCCCGUGGUCCGAUCGAGUUGGGGUAUGGGCCUAUGCCCUUACUCCGCUCUCGAUUCUAUUGUCAAGCAGGGAGUCGAUUCUUUCCCAGAUCACGGGCCUUCCGUAUCAGAGCUUCAACUUCCUUCACCGAUGGCUGGGUUAUAUUAUCGUGAUUCAAGGAUCUCUACACACCAUUGGCUGGACCGUCAUCGAAGUCCGCCUUUACCAGCCUCAGCCAACGGUCGCGAUAGAGUGGAUAGUACAACCAUACAUAAUCUGGGGGGUUGUUGCCCAGAUCCUGCUUCUAAUGAUCUUCAUCCUGAGCACGCCCUGGGGUAUCCGCCUCACUGGCUACGAGUUCUUUCGAAAAGCCCAUUAUGUGUUGGCGAUGGUUUAUAUAGGGGCAUGCUAUGCUCACUGGGAGAGCUUGAGAUGCUUCUUGAUUCCUGGACUGAUUAUCUGGGGCUUAGAUCGCGGAAUUAGAUUUACGCGCUCAGCACUCAUCCACUACCAAUACCUGCCUAGCGGGUCGAUGGGUUUCAAAGCAGCACAGGCAUCUUUGACCUAUUUCCCUGAUGCCGACCAUGGCGAUGUGGUGAGGAUGGAUUUCCAACAACCCCAGGACGCUUGGAGUAUUGGAAAGCACUUUUAUUUAUGCUUUACCGAAUGCAGUAUAUGGCAGUCGCAUCCUUUUACACCGCUCAAUCUGCCAAAGGUACAAGACGGAGUUGUGUCGCACUCGUACAUUCUCAGGGCGAAGAAAGGGGAGACUAAGAAUAUCGCUGCAUUGGCUGCGAAGAAACUAGCUGCAGCACCGAGCGCCACGACACCUGUGAUUUUAUCCGGCCCCUAUGGAGAGUUGAUAGUAGAGCACUUGACCCCCGACGUCAAUGUGCUUUGCGUGGCAGGUGGAACGGGAAUCACAUACGUCUUACCCGUACUCCUUAGCCUGGCGGAGAAACCGGAAAUAAAUGACCGACGAAUUCAGCUGGUCUGGGCGGUUAGAAGAAAGGAUGAUACACGAUGGAUCGAGAAAGAACUCAGAAUCAUCCGCAAGGCAGCCAAAGUACACAAAAUACAAAUCCGCGUGUAUGUGACGCGGGAAGGAAGCAGCAAAAGCCCAUCACUCAGUGAUAAUAUAUCGGAGAAGGAUGUGAUGGCCGUGAAGGAAACCGGAGUGUCUGCGCCUUCAAUCUCAUCAAUGAAUGAGGUCCGGACAAACUCAACCGUCGACGUUCAAAGGAUAGGGGGAGAGGGUUUCGAUCGACAUCCCGACCUCAACAAAGUGGUCAAAGACUUUGUAGAGGGAACCGUAAGGGGUUCUACGAGUGUGUAUGCUAGCGGACCUGGCAGCAUGAUCAGUGAUUUAAGGAGUAUCGUGGCAUCUUGCAAUUCGGGUGCAAAGGUUUGGCAAGGGAAUGAGCGAUAUGAUGUUAAGUUAAUAUGUGAUGACCGACUUGAGUGGUAGAAGCCCACUUGAGCAGAAAUGAAGCAUAAAUCAAACAGCGAAUAAUAUUCAAUAUGAUAAUCAUCGUGCUUAUGUGUCCAGUUAAGU
Molecule: messenger RNA, 2175 nt
Organism: Hypoxylon fragiforme
Lineage: Eukaryota; Fungi; Ascomycota; Sordariomycetes; Xylariales; Hypoxylaceae
Product: ferric reductase like transmembrane component-domain-containing protein
Exons: 1
Coding region: 109-2088 (659 amino acids)
Biological process (GO): intracellular iron ion homeostasis; iron ion transport; copper ion import
Cellular component (GO): plasma membrane
Molecular function (GO): ferric-chelate reductase activity
Source: RefSeq, a predicted model, not a curated record